This is a messenger RNA of Cynara cardunculus var. scolymus (artichoke), 2166 nucleotides long. RefSeq names its product granule-bound starch synthase 1, chloroplastic/amyloplastic. NCBI's taxonomy places the organism in Eukaryota, Viridiplantae, Streptophyta, Magnoliopsida, Asterales, Asteraceae. Bases 95 to 1924 code for a protein of 609 amino acids. The record is from RefSeq and is a predicted model, not a curated record. The transcript is spliced from 13 exons. Gene Ontology annotation, molecular function: alpha-1,4-glucan glucosyltransferase (UDP-glucose donor) activity.
UUGUUUUUGUGAAUUGAAUUAUUAAUGCCUUACAGUUUCUUGAAUCAAAAAUUGUUUUGAUUUAGAGAGCUACGAAAUUAAAGAAGUUCCAUAGAUGGCAACUGCAAGUAGAUGGAAUUUUGUGACAAGAAGCUCAGGUGCCAACAAUGGAGUAGCAAUAUCUGUCAACAGAAGAGAGGUUAAAGCCAGUGGCUUAAGUGUUGGGAAGAGGCAGCAUCAAGGAGUUAGAGUUGUUUAUAGUGCAAGGGUGAUUGGGGCAUUAAAUGGGAAUUCAGCAAAUGGGAAAUCAAGAAAUGGGAAAUCAAGAAAAGGGAUUUCAAGAAAAGGGAUCGUGUGUGGGAUGAAUUUGGUAUUUGUGGGAGCAGAAGUAGGUCCAUGGAGCAAAACCGGUGGACUUGGUGAUGUAUUAGGUGGUCUCCCUCCUGCUAUGGCUGCAAAUGGGCAUCGUGUAAUGACAGUAUCACCUCGUUACGAUCAAUACAAGGAUGCAUGGGAUACUGAAGUAGAACUUGAGCUCAAGGCUGGAGACAGGACUGAAAAAGUGCGAUUCUUCCACUGUUAUAAGAGAGGUGUUGACAGGGUGUUUGUUGAUCACCCCAUGUUCCUGGAGAAGGUUUGGGGAAAGACCACUUCAAAAAUUUAUGGACCCAUUGCUGGAAUAGACUACCAGGACAAUCAGCUUAGAUUCAGCUUACUAUGCCAGGCCGCUUUGGAAGCCCCAAGGGUGUUGAACCUUAAUAGCAGUGAAUAUUUCUCAGGGCCAUACGGGGAAGAUGUUGUCUUCAUUGCCAAUGACUGGCAUACUGCACUCAUUCCAUGCUACUUGAAAAGCAUGUAUCAAUCCAGAGGAAUGUAUAUUAGUGCUAAAGUUGCUUACUGUAUCCACAACAUAGCUUACCAAGGCAGAUUUGCUUUUUCAGACUUUGCACUACUCAAUCUUCCAGAUGAGUUCAAAAGCUCUUUUGAUUUCAUUGAUGGAUAUGACAAACCGGUAAAGGGAAGGAAGAUUAAUUGGAUGAAAGGAGGAAUACUGGAAUCACACAAGAUCUUAACUGUUAGCCCUUACUAUGCUCAAGAGCUUGUUUCUGGGCCAGACAAAGGAGUGGAGUUGGAUAAUAUCCUCCGCAAAACAUGUGUCCAUGGGAUUGUGAAUGGGAUGGAUGUCCAAGAAUGGAACCCCAUGACUGAUAAAUAUACCAGUGUCAAAUUUGAUGCUACCACUGUAAUGAGUGCAAAACCGCUUAUAAAAGAAGCCCUCCAAGCAGAAGUUGGAUUGCCGGUGGAUAAGAAGAUCCCAGUGAUAGGAUUUAUAGGCAGACUUGAAGAACAAAAGGGUUCAGAUAUUCUUGCUGCAGCCAUCCCUGAAUUCAUAGGCAGUAACGUCCAGAUAAUAGUUCUUGGGACAGGGAAAAAGGCAAUGGAGAAGCAGCUGGAUGAUUUAGAGACAGAAUACCCGCUUAAGGCUAGAGGAGUAGCCAAAUUCAAUGUGAAACUGGCUCAUAUGAUUAUAGCUGGAGCUGAUUUCAUAAUAGUGCCUAGUAGAUUUGAACCAUGUGGUCUGAUACAGUUGCAAGCAAUGCCUUAUGGAUGUGUGCCUAUUGUUGCGUCAACUGGAGGGUUGGUUGACACGGUGAAAGAAGGAUAUACAGGAUUUCAAAUGGGAGCUUUUAACGUUGAGUGUGAAACAGUUGAUCCAGCAGAUGUAAGUGCAAUUGCGAGGACUGUUACCAGAGCACUGGCAGUAUAUGGUACUCCAGCUUUUUCAGAAAUGGUUCAAAACUGUAUGGCUCAAGAACUUUCCUGGAAGAAACCUGCCAAGAAGUGGGAGGAGGCUCUUCUGAGUUUGGGGGUUGAAGGCAGUGAAGCUGGGAUUGAUGGUGAAGAGAUUGCUCCUCAAGCCAAGGAAAACGUGGCUACACCUUGAUUAGAGUAAUUAAAUACAUAUUAUAUUAUAUAGAUAUUUAAUUAAAUUAAUAAGCAUCCUUCAUUGCCUUGCCCAACAAGAUUAAGUUUUAAUUAAGUAGAUGGAUGGUAAUAUGAUAAUUGUGUUUUCAUGUUAUGUCUUUUCAAUAUCCCUAUUUUUGCUAUCUACAUCUAUCAUGUAUGUAUGUAUGUAUGUAUUCUUAAUUUAAACACACUCUGUAAUUAAACUAAAACUUUGUUUCA